Anopheles maculipalpis is the source of this 912-nucleotide messenger RNA. RefSeq names its product putative ankyrin repeat protein RF_0381 (gene flip). Gene Ontology annotation, cellular component: nucleus. Gene Ontology annotation, molecular function: transcription cis-regulatory region binding; protein binding. The transcript has a single exon. The record is from RefSeq and is a predicted model, not a curated record. The coding region runs from base 1 to 912 and encodes 303 amino acids. Gene Ontology annotation, biological process: positive regulation of transcription by RNA polymerase II. NCBI's taxonomy places the organism in Eukaryota, Metazoa, Arthropoda, Insecta, Diptera, Culicidae.
AUGCCGGUGAAGGUUCUUUCGUCCGACGAUUGGUUUGAAAUCGUGCUAGUCAAGCAAACCACAUCCUCCAUCACGUUUCAGUGGACGUUCCGGAACCCGCUCGAUGUACCGUACGAUCUGUUCAAGGUGGAAAAGUGCUACAGCGUCAAGCGAGAUAGCUGGGAAACGGUUUACUGGGGUGCGGCCACAACACUGACGGUGCGCUGCCUGGAGCAAAACCUAUGCUACUCGUUCCGUGCAAGCAUCCUGCACCAGCCAUUUGACGGUGCCGACUUCCAGUACGCCUAUCAGUCACCCAUCUUCAAGGCAAGCACCCUGCCAAACAUUCCCUCAACGAUGGGCCUGUACCGGGCGGUGAAAAAAUGUCAACCAGGUCUUGUGAAACGGCUUCUGUUCACACGCCCCGAGCUGGUCAACGUGCCCGUACACGGUGAAACAUUCCUCUAUCUAGCGGUUCGUAGCAACAGUCUGGAGCUGGUAAAUGCGCUGCUCGAUGCCGGUGCUAACAUCGAUUUGGGUGUGCCGGAAACGAGCGUUACACCACUUCAUCUGGCAGUGUACCAACGCAACCUGACGCUGGUGCGCCAUCUGAUCGAGCGUGGUGCCAAUUUGCACGCACAGAACUGUGUUGGAAUGACCGUGGGCCACUAUGCGGUGGAUGCCGACGACCUGACCAUGCUUAAGUACGUGCUAGCGCAGGGCAUUAGCCAGGAGACGCGUGAUCGCUGCCAGUGGACGUUAAUCUUUCGUGCACUGUACAUGCGCUCCUCGGUAGAUAUCGUAAGGCAUCUGCUGGAACGGAAAUGCCGACUGAAAGUGAAAGACCGGCUGCGACUGACACCGCUCUACUACGCUCAAAUUUGGGGACAAGAGGAGAUCCUACGAUUGCUGAGGAGGAGACUAAAAAUUUGA